AUGCCGCCAGUUGACUCUCAAAUCUUCCCGAAUCCACCAACUGAUGACCCUUCCUAUCAACCGCCGUCACCAAUCCAAGCUCAAGUACGGCAUCGAGCAAGUGUGUUGGGUAUAAUGCCCUCAUCAGCAUCGAACCCGGCAGGGCACCAGCAUCCUCAGCCUAGUGGUCUCCUUGAUGGUCGUGAGAUGGGAAUUUUUGACGAUGCCGAAAUGCAGCAUGGAAUGGUUCGAAAUCACGUUGGCAGAAGAAGAUCAGAGCCUGGCCCUGGCCGCCAUCCCCACGCCCGCUCCCGCUUCCGCCCCCGCUCAGCGCCUAUAACCAUCCGAGAACAUGGCUUUCCUUCAGGCGAGCGCAUGUCAUACUUUUCCAGACGCAACAGAAGUCUCUGGACCGGUCUGUCCAGCCGGAGUCCAUCGCCAUCGCCAUCUCCAUCGCCUCCGCCGCUACCGCCUCGGACAUCGACACCGCCGGGGGCUCCCACAAGAAGACCGACCCUGACACAGACACAGAUGCCGGGACAGUCGCAAAGACGGAUAGAGGGGCUAUCUGAGAAUAUACAACUUCUCGAAAACAUCACCCCACAGGAACGCUGGCUCGAGACGACGUGGAAAAAACACAAAAAGACUCGCAACUGUUCGAAAGCUGAUUAUGAUUUUUUGAUGGAGCAAAUUGAACCGCUUACCCAACUGGGUGAAGAACAGGAAAAGCUGGAGUCUGCUAUGCAGAACAUGUCGACAUCGGUAAAGACGCAAGGGCUGAGGAUUUGGUUCCGCAUGUGGGUGGCGUGGGUGCCCAGGACAACGGCUACAUCGAAUGAUGAGGGUUCAGAGGACAAGCUGGACGAGAUAAGUAGAGAGGUUGUGGAGUGGGAUAAGGCGUGCCUGAGAUGGGAGAGGCAGGAGUUCCUUAAAUGGAAAAAGCAGACUUGUGGGGUUGAAGAUGUCGGUGCCAUUGUUGACCGGAACUUGGAAGAAGAAGAGAUCAGAUGCCUGCUUGAAAAACAGGUGCAAUGGGCGUAUGAGUUGGAUAAUUUGGAUAUUUCAAGCCAGGUGGCGUGGGAAAUGCAGUUGAGCCACGGUAUCAGGUCGGCUUUUCUACGUCGAAAUGAUGACGGUCGUCAUGGUCAGGACCUUAUCAGGAAACCGGGCAAUUUUGUUGUGCCGGCGUUCAAUGCAAGGGACCUCUUGGAGUUGCCCGAGCUGUGGGUUCAGUUGGCUCCUGGUGAAGCUGGGCCAAGGAAUGGGGAUACGCCGAUGGGAAAAGGGGGAAUAUUUGUUACUAAUCACCCACCUUUCUUGCCGACCUGCAUUGUCUUUGACGGUCUGAGGUUAUAUCGGACAGGGAAACUCUAUGCUGGAUACAUCGAGUACCGCACCCGCGACUUGGAAAAUGAGAGCGCGUCGAGGGUUCGUCUAAUACUCUGUGUCCACCGACAUCCUCACAAGCUUGGACCGGGUAAUGGGAACAAAAAUGGGGAGCGUUAA
Molecule: messenger RNA, 1485 nt
Organism: Neurospora tetrasperma FGSC 2508
Lineage: Eukaryota; Fungi; Ascomycota; Sordariomycetes; Sordariales; Sordariaceae
Exons: 1
Coding region: 1-1485 (494 amino acids)
Source: RefSeq, a predicted model, not a curated record